AUGGAGACCGAGCCCACAGAGCAGGUCUCCUGGGGCGCAUAUUCUGGCGACGAUGAGGAGGCCUACUCAGCGGAGCCUCUGCCAGAGCUGUGCUACAAGGCGGAUGUCCAGGCCUUCAGUCGAGCCUUCCAAUCCAGCAUCUCCCUGACGGUGGCCGCGCUGGGCCUGGCAGGCAACGGCCUGGUCCUGGCCACCCACCUGGCAGCCCGGAACGCCGCCCGCUCACCCACCUCCGCCCACCUGCUCCAGCUGGCCCUGGCAGACCUUCUGCUGGCCCUGACCCUCCCCUUCGCCGCAGCGGGGGCCCUGCACGGCUGGAGCCUGGGAAGUGCCACCUGCCGUGCCAUCUCGGGCCUCUACUCGGCCUCCUUCCACGCAGGCUUCCUCUUCCUGGCCUGCAUUAGCGCCGACCGCUACCUGGCCAUCACGCGGGCCCUCCCGGCCGGGCCGAGGCCCUCGGGGCCGGGCCGGGCACAUCUGGUCUCCGUCACCGUGUGGCUGCUGUCGCUGCUCCUGGCGCUGCCUGCUCUUCUUUUCAGCCAGGACGGGCAGCGGGAAGGGCAGCGGCGCUGCCGCCUGCUCUUCCCCGAGGGCCUCGCGCAGACGGUGAAGGGGGCGAGCGCGGUGGCGCAGGUGGCGCUGGGCUUCGCGCUGCCGCUGGGCGUCAUGGCAGCCUGCUACGCGCUGCUGGGCCGCACGCUGCUGGCCGCCAGGGGGCCGGAGCGCCGGCGCGCGCUGCGCGUGGUGGUGGCCCUGGUGGCGGCCUUCGUGCUGCUGCAGCUGCCCUACAGCCUGGCGCUGCUGCUGGACACGGCCGACCUGCUGGCCGCGCGCGAGCGGAGCUGCCCGGCGAGUAAGCGCAAGGACCUGGCCCUGCUGGUCACCGGGGGCCUGGCCCUCGCGCGCUGCGGCCUCAACCCCGUGCUCUACGCCUUCCUGGGCCUGCGCUUCCGCCGGGACCUGCGGCGGCUGCUCCGGGCUGGGAGCUGGGCUGGGAGCGGCCGCCCAGGGCCUCGCCCCCGCGGCCCCCGCUGCCCCCGGCGGCCCCGCCUUUCUUCCUGCUCCGCUCCCACCGAGACGCACAGCGUUUCCCACCGGGACCACUAG
Messenger RNA from Pipistrellus nathusii (Nathusius's pipistrelle), 1107 nucleotides. Lineage: Eukaryota; Metazoa; Chordata; Mammalia; Chiroptera; Vespertilionidae. The record is from the annotation of a GenBank genome assembly.